Messenger RNA from Pseudomyrmex gracilis, 2019 nucleotides. Its product is annotated as ras-like GTP-binding protein RhoL. Bases 812 to 1366 code for a protein of 184 amino acids. Gene Ontology annotation, biological process: small GTPase-mediated signal transduction. Gene Ontology annotation, molecular function: GTPase activity; GTP binding. The transcript is spliced from 8 exons. Lineage: Eukaryota; Metazoa; Arthropoda; Insecta; Hymenoptera; Formicidae. The record is from RefSeq and is a predicted model, not a curated record.
GGUUGUCGAGGUAUUAAUACUGUUGGCGUUGCGCCGCAUUGUUGCGAACGAACGAAAAUGUGGCGAACAAUCAAAACAGAAUGAACACAAAGCUAUCGCAGAUAUUUUCCACUUGUGUGAGAAGUUGAUGUCUUUUAUUUAGCUCCCGUGUAUCGGGAAUUUUCCGCUCGAAUCGGGACCGUCUGGGUCGACGAAUUAUUUUUCACCGGUUGAGCAGAACGAUCACACGAAACCGGCGCGGGCGUCGAGUCCAACCCGUACGGGAGGAGAGAUCCCGAGAUUGCGAAUCUCGCAACCGAGGCCGCAGAAUCAACGCGCCCGGUCAGUUGUUCAGACCGUGAUCAUCAAUUAUAGCAAUUAACGCUCUUCGUCCGCACUCGCCGCGCCAGCUGAUUUUUUUUCGUACCUCCGCGUGUUGUGUGCCAACACUCGCAAACAUGCGCGUUUCUGCAACAAAGUCUUUGACAGUCUCGAAACGACCGUGACGACGUGCGUAUGCGCGACACGCGUCAUCCGUUAUUUUUCUUCUACCGAGCCGCACUCGGUAUCACGAUUACGAACCAUGAGGUCGUAGCGCGGUGGCAACGUUUCUACCGAAUAUACGAAAUGCUCACCGUGUCAGUGAUUAACGCGCGUUCUCUUCACGCAUGACGAAACAUUUCACGGCAGAUCAUCAGACUGGACCGGAUGGCGCGGUGAUAAAUGACCAUGGUAUGCUCGAUAAGAAACACCAGCAAGUUCCGUUUAACGGAAGUUCCAGAGUCCUGGGUGAAUAAAAUACACACACAAGUAUUUUGCGGAAGAAACGAAGAUGGUGUCUCGAAACAGGCCGAUCAAGAUCACGACCGUUGGCGAUGGGAUGGUUGGAAAAACAUGUAUGCUCAUCACGUAUACAAAGAAAGAAUUUCCAACGGAAUAUGUACCAACUGUGUUUGAUAACUACGUUGAUAACAUACUCGUGGGUGGACAGCAGUUCGAAAUGACGUUGUGGGAUACAGCCGGUCAGGAAGAUUACGAGCGUCUCAGACCACUCUCGUAUCCGAAUACCGAUUGUUUUCUGGUAUGUUUUUCCAUAAGUUCUCGUAGCUCUUUCGAGAACGUGGCGAGCAAGUGGCAUCCAGAAAUCAAGGCGCACUGUCCCAAUGUGCCGAUUAUACUUGUGGGCACCAAGGCGGAUCUCAGAAACCAAGAAAACAUGGAUAUUAUCAGUCCGCGAGAUUGCAACAAAAUGCGAAAGAAGAUCAAGGCGGUGAAAUACGUCGAGUGUUCCGCGAUAAAACAGGAAGGUCUCGAGGACGUUUUUGUCGAAGCUAUUAGAGCCGUGCUGAAGAAACCGUCGUCGCGAAAGCUCUGCUGCAUCCUCUGAAGUGUCAGCUACUGAUUAUGAUUUAUAUACGAUUAGUUUUUUUUUUUUUUUUUUUUUUAACUAAUCCUAGGCUAUAAGAUCGAUGUUAUGCCAAAGAUUUUUCUCACAUCGUGUUUUCAUGUCUUUCUUGUACAUUCCAUUCGUAAUAAUAUUCCCGAUGCGCUCUGUCUUCUUUGCGUAUAAACCAGAGUUCUCUGGCGUCGUGUAAAUAUGUGCUUUGUGAAUUAUAUAUAUAUAUAAUAUAUAUAAUAUAUAUAUAAUAUAUAUAAUAUAUAAUUUAAUAUAAAUCUUUUAGAUAAAUAUCUAAAAAAUAAACGUUUAUUUGAUCUUUCUUAUUCUGACGGAAUUAAAAAAUAAAGCGAUAGAUGUGUAUAUUUUUAAAUAUAUAUAUUGAAGUCAAAUCAGAAAUCCAACAUUUUAGCAACGGUUGUACAAUUUUUCACCUGUUGCAAUCUGCCUUUUUCUGACCUUUUGUGAUUUUCCAAGUAUAUGACCAACUUUAUUACAAAUGUAUCACAAUGUAGAUAUUAUAAAAUAACGAAACUUUAACUCUUCUUUCCCACGUAAAACAACUUCACUUUGUAUAAAAAUUUAUUCCAUACAAAACAAUAUUCCCUUUUGUAUCAUAUAUUUAUAUAUUCCUAUACGUGUGC